Messenger RNA from Vigna radiata var. radiata (mung bean), 924 nucleotides. RefSeq lists its product as uncharacterized. The coding region runs from base 1 to 924 and encodes 307 amino acids. The transcript has 8 exons. The record is from RefSeq and is a predicted model, not a curated record. NCBI's taxonomy places the organism in Eukaryota, Viridiplantae, Streptophyta, Magnoliopsida, Fabales, Fabaceae.
AUGGAGGGGAUAGCCAUCAUAGUGGACAUCAAAUCUCCUAUAUCAUCAUCACACCCAAAUCUUCAAGAUAUUUUCCUGGCAUUGAGGGGACGGAGGAUAAAAAGAAACGAAGAUGUACAUGGUUGUGGAAAAGACCAUGAUAGUCAUCGAAUUCAUGCUAUUCACAUAGAUGAUUUGGAGAUAGAAAGACAAUUACAAUUUCUUAACAAACCCCCACGCAAGAGUAUUCAAACGGAGUUUGGAUAUAUUGUUGAUUGCGUUGAUAUUUAUAAACAACCAGCAUUUGGCCAUCCUUUAUUAAAAGAACACAAAUUACAGAGAAAACCUAGUUUUCAAAAUCCAUUUGAAAAUACUAGUGUGAAUAAUUCAUCAAAUGAAUUCAUAUUUGGACUUCAAAAAGAAAAAUGUCCAAAAAGAACUGUUCCUAUUCGAAGAACAAUAAAAGAUGAUCUUAUUCAAAGAAAAUCAUCUAUCUAUAGUCAAAGCUUAGUUCAAGAUGUUCCUGGUCUUCAUCUGGCAGAACUAUAUGUGAAUGAACUUAUGGGUCCUUUUUAUCAAGUUAAGGGAAUAAGCAGUGUUUAUAAUCCAAGAGUUCUUAAGAAGAAUGUAAAUCAAGAAAGCCUUUCUCAUAUAUGGGUUGAGAACGAUCACGGUACUAACAAAAUUGCAUUUGGAUGGCAUGUGGCUCCACUAUUUCACGGUCGUGACACUGGAACUUAUAUCUUCGCAGCAUGGACAACGGAUAAUUUCAACCAUACAGGAUGCUACAAUCAACAAUGUCAAGGCUUUGUCCAAACUAAUCGAGCUAAGUUCCUCGGUGCACGCUUCCCCAAGACAUCUGUCUACGGAGGAACGACGACGGAGAUUACAAUUUCUAUUACUGUGGUCGAGUUCAGAAUCAACUAUGUAGUAGUUUUAGUUUGA